UGCGGAAGCUCCGGAGGCUCCGGCCGGGCAGCCCGACCAAGGGCGGCGCCGGCGGCGGCGAGUGUGGCGGGCGCCGGUGUUCUCGGCAGCCGAGCGUCGGAGCUGGAGCUGGAAAGGGCGCUGGCGGCCUCGGGGGGCACCUUGCCCCGAGCCCGAGGGGCUCCGGAUUCCAAAUGGCGAUCUCUCAGCCAGUCACCCGAGCAGCACAGGAAGGUGAUCACACUGGAGAAGGAAGAGGCUCAGGCCUUUGGCUUUGAGAUUCAGACCUACGGGCUGCAUCACCAGGACACAAAACGGGUGGAGAUGUUCAUUGUAUGCCGUGUGCAUGAUGAUAGCCCGGCCCAGGUAGCUGGCCUGAAACCAGGGGAUACGAUCACAGGCGUGAAUGGGCUCAAUGUGGAGGGGAUCCGACAUCGUGAGAUUGUGGAGAUCAUCAAAGCGUCUGGGAACGUGCUCAGGUUAGAGACCUUGUACGGCACUUCCAUCCGCAGGGCAGAGCUGGAAGCCCGUUUGCAGUACCUCAAGCAAACGCUCUAUGAAAAAUGGGGGGAGUAUCGGUCGCUGAUGGUGCAGGAGCAGCGCUUGGUUCGUGGGAUCGUGGUUAAAGACCCCAGCAUCUACGACACCCUGGAAUCUGUGCGUUCCUGCCUGUACGGAACUAGGCUGGCCGGAGGCCCUGCUGCCCCCUUUGGGGUGCUGUUGCCAGGAUCGGGGAGCACCUACAGCAGCGUGGGCUGUGUCAGCACCGCCACGGAUGAGAGCGAGGACUCCGUCUACCAGACCUGCUUCUUUGACUCGGCCAACUCCCUGGACAUUGCCCCCGCAGCUGCCCAGCGCCCGCGCCCAACGCUCACCCGCAGCGCCAGCGUCAAAUGCACAGGCAGCAGCCACAGCAAUGGUGGAGUCGCGCGGUUCUGGGACAGAUCGUGCGACCAAAAGAACUCCGCAGCCGCGCCAAGGCCCAGGAAGAGCAAACCGGGGAGCUUCCGCAAGAGACUGCUCAAAUUCAUCCCCGGGCUGAACCGUUCCCUGGAGGAAGAAGAGAGCCAGCUGUAAAAGGAGACAGCGGCGCGCAAGGGCAAUUUUUUUGUG
This is a messenger RNA of Lacerta agilis (Sand lizard), 1092 nucleotides long. It is a transcript of the gene TAMALIN, whose product is annotated as trafficking regulator and scaffold protein tamalin. Gene Ontology annotation, cellular component: plasma membrane. The record is from RefSeq and is a predicted model, not a curated record. Gene Ontology annotation, biological process: signal transduction. NCBI's taxonomy places the organism in Eukaryota, Metazoa, Chordata, Lepidosauria, Squamata, Lacertidae. Gene Ontology annotation, molecular function: protein binding.